AUGUCCCAAAUACGUUCACUGGAGGGGGUAGAUAUCCAUAAAUUAACCUCUGGACAGGUUAUCAUUGAUUUGACGACAGCAGUUAAAGAGCUGGUGGAUAACAGUAUUGAUGCCCACAGUUCGCAGAUCGAUAUCUUAUUUAAAAAUUACGGUACUGACUCAUUCGAAUGUUCAGAUAAUGGAGACGGGAUCUCCACAGGUGAUUUGGAUACACUGGCUUUGAAACAUUACACAUCCAAGAUUUCUAGUUUCGAAGAUAUCGCUGCCGUUGGAACUCUCGGUUUCAGAGGUGAGGCGUUGUCGUCGUUAUGUGGUAUCUCUCAUGUCUGUGUAACCACCACUGUCAACCCACCAAAGGCAUAUAAGGUGGAAUACAAUGAAUCUGGACAUAUAUCAGGCAAAACGAUAACGUCCAGGAAUAAGGGAACUACUGUGCAGGUGUCUAAUUUAUUCCACAAUUUACCCGUGAGACAAAAAGAAUUCAUAAGGACGAUAAAGAGACAGUACCAAAAAUGCAUAUCGCUGUUACAAAGCUAUUCCUUGAUUCAAGACAAAAUAAACUUCUCUGUUUGGAACAUCACUGGCACUGGGAAAAAAAGCUUGGUGCUGUCCACUAGCAAUAAGAAAACAAUCCUCAAAAACUGCAUAAAUGUAUUUGGAUCAUCAGCUGUAUCUGGUGUUGCUGAGAUGUCAAUAAUAAUCGAAUUGAAUCCGACACAUAUGAGGCAACAGUACAAAUUUGAUGAAGAGAGCCAGACACCAGAGGGUAUCAACUACACCAUUUCCGUGGAAGGUUACAUAUCUAAAAGCUCAUUCGGCUGCGGAAGAAACUCAAAGGAUCGGCAAUUUUUAUACAUUAACAAAAGGCCGAUCGAGUACCCUCAACUACUGAAAAACUGUAAUGAUGUUUACAGGUCUUUCAACAACGUACAGUACCCCUUCAUUCUCUUGAAUUUUCAGGUGGACACACGGCUCAUAGAUAUCAACGUAACACCUGAUAAACGUACAGUUCUUUUGCACAACGAGCAAUACGUUAUUGACUUGUUUAGAGAACAUCUUCUAGUUUAUUAUCAAAACCAAGAUUUACAGUUACCGAAAACUGUACUGUCUCAAGGAACUUUGGCCCAAAGCCAAGAAAUAUUUCAUAGUUUUGCGAAGGAUGAAGAAGGAAAUAGCAGCGGAGAAGAUUCAGAUGCUCAUAUUAGUAAUCAAAGACCAGCAAAGAGAAGUCGACGUGAUGACGUGGAAACGGGUACUGAAACCACGUUUGAUAAGUUGAUUCAAGACAGUCCUGACACUGAAGCAAUAGAACAGGAAAGCUCGCAAAAUUUGGAAGAAUCGGAAAGUGAACUGGAAAAAUCAAUAUAUCGCACACUGAUAACAGAAGAUACAGCUCCUGAUACAGCAGAGUUUGAAGCAGAAAAAAUUGAGACACUACUUGAAGAUGAACAAAAAAAAGACAUGAUGUCUACCAAAGAAAGCAAUAUAUCUGUUGAUGCUUUUCAGAAAUUCAGACAUGGGGAUGAUUCUGGGACUCAAAGGGGUAUUGAAGAAAACACCAGUUCUCAACCCAAGCCCGAUACUAUUCAAGUAAACAUUGACGGAGAGGCGCUCGAAUUUCAGGCAACUUACUCCCAGGAUAAAGAACUCGUCAUCUUGCAAGACGAACCGGAUUUAGAAAGCAGUAAAAAUGAAAGUCGGGCCGAUGAUGCUGUUCAACCGUACGUACAUCAAGAAUUAAAUCCGCGAGUAUCAUACCCAAUAUCGGAGAAGGAACUCAACGACAGUGUAACUCCCAGGGCAUUAGGUGUCAGCUCUCGUGAGGGAAUUGACGAACCAGACCCCUUUAUAGAACAUUUGGAAACCACGGUUUCCAUUUCUAAAUGCGAUAUGAGUCUUACUUUUGGAUCAGACCGAAUGAGCAAGAGUUCUACUACGCAAUUCAUAAAAAAGGACCCAGAAGAAACAGAUGAGUACUUGACCUUAACGGUUAAUAAACAGGAAUUUGAAAAAAUGAUGAUUGUGGGCCAAUUCAAUUUAGGCUUUAUAAUCACUCGGAGAGUUAACCCUGAUGGUAAGUUUGAUUUGUUUAUUGUAGAUCAACACGCUAGCGACGAAAAAUACAAUUUUGAGACUUUACAGAGAACCACCAAAUUCCAAUCACAGCAGCUAUUAGUGCCUAGGGUAAUUGAGUUACCAUUUAUUGAUGAGCUUAUUGUGAUGGAUAACAUUAAUGUUUUUGAAUCGAAUGGGUUCAAGCUUUCUAUUGAAGAGGAUGACGCUACCGGUCAGAGAAUAAAAUUAAUGAGCUUUCCCUACAGCAAGCAGACCGUGUUUGACAUGGACGAUUUUGAUGAGUUGUUACAGUUGAUCAAGGACCAAAAUGGGAGUCCUUGUUCUCAUGUGCGAUGUUCAAAAGUGAGAGCAAUGUUUGCAAUGAGGGCUUGCCGCAGUAGUAUAAUGAUAGGCAAACCGUUAACAAAGACAACAAUGGCCCGUGUUGUCAAACAUCUGGGGACACUGGAUAAGCCUUGGAAUUGUCCUCAUGGUAGGCCAACAAUGAGACAUUUGUUGGAGUUGACAGACUGGAGGAACUUCAACAACGAUUACAAGUUAAAUUAG
Molecule: messenger RNA, 2622 nt
Organism: Huiozyma naganishii CBS 8797
Lineage: Eukaryota; Fungi; Ascomycota; Saccharomycetes; Saccharomycetales; Saccharomycetaceae
Gene: PMS1
Product: ATP-binding mismatch repair protein
Exons: 1
Coding region: 1-2622 (873 amino acids)
Biological process (GO): mismatch repair
Cellular component (GO): MutLalpha complex
Molecular function (GO): mismatched DNA binding; ATP binding; ATP hydrolysis activity
Source: RefSeq, a predicted model, not a curated record